AUGGCCGCACUUGAAAACAACUCGAGCAUUCAGAACCUUUCUUUUCGAGAUCUGUCGACGAAUUCCAGCCAUGGCGAUCCGUGCAAGAACUCUGCACUUUUCUCAACAUCUGCGGUUUCCAUCGCCAUUGUUUCAUGUUAUGCACUGCUUAUACCUUUAACCGUGCUGGGAAAUGGGUCUGUAAUUGCUGCGUUUGUCUCCAACACCAGGUUAAGGACCACAACGAAUAUUUUUAUUGUUGGCCUGGCUGCCAGUGACAUACUAGUGGGAACGUUUGCAUUACCCUUCUGGACGUUUAUCGUAUCACAUGAAAAUAUCAUGGCCGGCUACUGUUUUUCAACGUACACAGUCUAUAUAAGCUUUGAUGUCUUUGCUGGUUGUGCCUCGAUUUUGCAACUGACGGCCAUCGCAAUUGAGCGUUUCUUUUCCAUGAAAUGGCCUUUAAUUCAUCGAAAAAUGCCUCAGUGGGUCUACUGCAUCAUAUUGACAUUGGCGUGGCUUUGCGCCACAGUUAUGGCUGUUCUGCAGCCCUUGCAAGUAAGAACAGAGCUCUGGAGACAAGCUUACACAGUGGCAUUAUUUGCUUUUUGCUUUUUCUUCCCGUUUGUGAUAAUUGUGUCGUGCUACUGUUAUAUUUUCAAAGUUACACGGUUUCAAGCACGAAGAAGACUGUCGAGUUGCUCGGAUUCUCAGCGUUGCGGGACCACACCGGGUGUAGCCAUUAAAGAGCUGAACGUCGCCAUUACAGUAGCGGUCAUCACUGGUCUAUUUUUAGCUGCAUGGUUGCCCUUCUUUUCUGUGACCGUGAUUGCAACCUUCUGCAUGACAUGUCUGCCGUCUGGUGCUGCUCUGUUGCACCUUGUGAAAUUUUUCAAAUUUCUACAGUACUCAAGUAGCGCUAUCAACCCUUAUAUAUACGCUUACAGAAAUCGGGAGAUGCGGGCGACUCUCGCAAAAAUUGCGGGCAAAAUAUUUCCAUGUGAUAUCUCGCGAGAUCGUGGACAAGAAACUUGUCAUCCAAACGCCAUGCCAAACAUCCUCUGAAGCAGUCCGCCACGGAGAACGUGCAAGCUAAUGGUCUGAACAGAUGUAAUUCUUGUUCUGAGAACAAUAACUCUUUUAAAAGGGCUAAAAACGUUCUUGAUGAAAAAAUUAAAGUGAGACAGAAGAAAAGGAACAAAAAGAAAACAGUUGUUAUAUAUGUAUAAACUAUUCUGAGCCUUUUCUCCGACUGACUGAUCCUAGUGAUAACCAAGUCGUUCCGUUGUAAAAAGUAUAAUUGGAAAGUAUACAUGUAUUUGAGUAUAUGCAUAAAUAGAGCUAUAAUUAUAAGUGCAUGAAUGCCCUAUAUACACUAGUCCGUGUGUAGUUUCGGAUUGAAUAUAUUAGUCUAAGAGAAAAGUAUGUUAUGGAAAAUAUAUUGACACUGGUAUGCGAGUUGUUUGUUUAAUAUAAUCAAUAAAUAUUCGUUUGCUUCAAUAUUUGACUUCGGCAUUUGAAAACUUUUGACAUGUUUACAGAAGAUUAAGCUUCAAAAAUGCUACAGCAGUUAUAAAAAGAAAUGCUGCAUUCCAUAUAAGUCCCAAAUGGUAAAAAUGAAGGAAUAUUAAGUCAGACCAAACCAAAUCAAAUCAAACCAAACUUUCGCUAUUUUGAUAGGGUGCCACUCUCCAACUUACAAACGCGGCCGCUUUAACAAACUCUUCAAUCAACUUUCAAACCGCCGCCUGUUAUGGCGGGAGAGGUUUCGUCUGAAUGAACACUCUGCAAGAUAGUAAGUAAACUAAACCAAAAACAUUUAAGAACUGAACAUAAAAGCCAAAGUUUACAAUUCCUGUCUAGAUAAUUCAUUUUGAGCAUGAAAAGACUCAGUUUAAUCUUAGGAUAUUCCGUAGGAAGAGUGUACAAAUCGACCACUCCAUACGGAUGUUAUAUAAUGAUACUAUUCUUAUUCAGGAAGCUUUCGCCUGGACUUAGUUUUCACCGUAUGACAUCUUUUCCCGACAAUGCAAAAAUGUAAAAUAAUUAUUUGAAAACAUUUAAGCACUCUAUAUACACACUUACAUUAUCCUUCCUUGAGAAGACGUAUUUGUCAAAAUAAACAGUCAGAUAAUUUAACAGGUGUUCUUAGGAAAUUCUACUUUUCUAUUUUUUCUGAAUUUGUAAUUUUCAGAUUGUCAAGGAUAUUGUUUUGACUGUACCUGCUCUGAUUGAGCUAGCCUUAUUAGACUUUUUUUGUCUCGUUAUUUAGAGAUGGCUUUUUAGUUACAAUGGACAUUGCCUUUGGCGAAUUCAUGCAAUGCCACGCACUUUCAUUUAGAAUCUUUUUCUCCAGAUUCUUCUCCACAACGUUUAACGUACUUGAAUUCUCUUUAUUAUUGAGUUAAAUCUUAAAUGGUUUUUUUUAAACAAGGGAGGGAAUAUUAAAGCUAAAACAAUAAGCAAUUCGAAGUCUUUUUUAAGCUGUAGUAAGAAAGAGAGAAUGGAGGUAUAUCUCUGUUUUUUGAAACAAUUAAUCAGCAUAGAGAGUUUUAUAAUAGCCGUAUUAUGAGUCAGCAUUAAAUGACGUCAAACCUGAUACGAUUUAUUCAUCUCUGCAACCACCUGCUGUUUCAGUGUGGUAAACGAAGUACAGCAAUGAGAAAGAGAAAUAUAAAUUUAAAAUAAAAAUAAAACAUCCAUUCAGUAUUUGAAAGAAAAAUGCAACCAACACUAAGCACUGGAAAGAGUGUAUAACCCCUAGUGGGGGACGUCAUAAAAUUGACAGCAAAAUUGAUUUCUCUUUUGACAUAACAAGCCAGCAAUUUUGAAAGGGUACUCAAUUUUGGAAAGUUCAUUGGGUUGUAAAGAAAUGACAUUCUAAAUAUCACUAAUGUUUCUACAAAUAGUAUCUAAUAUCUCUUUAAUGCUGAUGACCAGUCACUAUUCUAUCACCAACUAUAGGCCGGCCAUCUUGGUUCUACCUAUCGACGUUUCCAUAUUUCUAGAGAGUCAUUUAUAAUCGCUUGCAUUUUCUCUGUGAUAACCAGUUCGGUUUCACAACUGAAAACCACUCUGCGACGCUUGCCUUGAUUAAUUUGUAUGAUAAAAUUUCGUCUGAUUUGGAUCGUGGUGAACUAGCGGCUCACAUCGUCUUAGAUCUCUCGAAAGUUAUUGAUGCAGUUAAUCAUCCCUUUUUUUGAACAUUAUGGCAUGCGUGGCUUUGCUCUUUUAUGGAUAAAGAACUAUUUCUCUAACAGACUUCAGUUUGUAUAGAUUACACCGAACAUUUAUCUUCUCAUGUCAAUACUGCAGUGUGUGGCGUUCCCCACAGUCGUAUUCUAUGACCUUUCAGUUCUGUUUACAUCAACGAUAUAAUCAACAUCUUCAUUAUUACAACUGAUCUUAUUUGCUGAUGAUGCCAAUGUUUUCGGAAUCUUUUCUGUCCGCUCACAGAGAUAAAGGCGACUUUGAUAACAUAAUGAACACUGACCUGAAUAAGUUGUCAAUUUGCUUUUAAGUUAACUGGCACGUUCUCAUGAAAUCUGAAAACAAUGCCAAACUAGAAACAUAUAAAUCAUAAUAUUCAACUCAUAAUAGGUGGCCAAAAUAUCUGAUCAGGUAAAGAAACAGUUUUUCAGGGAGUAAUCAUGGAUAAAAGUUGCAGUUAUACACAACAUAAAUGAAAACUUUGAUACAGGGACAUUUGGUCCAAACCUCCCUUAUUACAAGCUUAAUAAUAAUAAUAAUAAUAAUGAUAAUAAUAAUAAUAAUAAUAAUAAUAAUAAUAAUUAUUAUUAUUAUUAUAAUUAUAAUAAUAAGGUGGCAGGCCACUUGGAGCAACUAGGAAUUAAAAACCGAACAAGAACGAUGCAAAAGUCGGCACUCCUCGGAUCGGCACAUAUCCUCAGGAAGGUGCUGGAAGUCUGAGGUCUCGGGAUGAGACUUGACUGGAUAUUUCUCCCCAGGGAAAAUCCCUGUGCUAAAUUUUACAUAAUAAUAAUAAUAAUAAUAAUAAUAAUAAUAAUAAUAAUAAUUAUUAUUAUUAUUAUUAUUAUUAUUUAUUGCAGAUGAGUAUCCAACAAAGUGAGGCUCUUCAUCUACAAUUUCUACAUUAUAAAUCUACUCUAAGAAAGAAACAUUAAUAUUAAAAAAACAAACCAAAACAAAACAAAAACAAAAAAACAAUGGUUCCUCUUAGCGAGCAAGGACUAAUUAAUGUACGUCCCUCACUCGCACCUGACUUCGUGUACGAGUGUCUAAUGAACACAAUAAUUUAUAUUUUGUUAUACCUUUAUAAUCGUCAGCUUCUACUUCUUUUGUUGGCAGGUUACUCCUUAAGUAAUCUUAAAUGCUGAUUCUUUGUUUACUCAGCAAUAGAUGUAAAAUGUAAAUUCAGGAUCUUUUACUAGUGAAUAGAACUUUUCAAAAUUUAGAAAACUCUGUUUUCUUUUCAUGAUAACUUAUUUUUUGUUUAAUUUUUUUUUUUCGAAAAGCGUCGCGGUUUUCGUCUAUUUUUCCUUUCUAGCAUUAUUAGCAUUCAAACUGUUAACAAAAAGGCUAUCGCAGAUUCUUAAUUUUUACGUUAUUAAUUCCAUACUUUUGCCGGAAAAUAAAUUAAAAUCUUUGUUCCCUAAGUAAAUACCGACCUUAUAGCCUAUGUGAAAACGAGCGCUUAUGUGUCAUUUUCAAUGUUGUACGAGCUUGGUUCCACAAACAGGUUAUCAACAGAAGACGCUUCUAUCUUCAAUCGAAAAUCAGCCUUUUUGGGUUGCGAGAAGGCAACCUUGUUUGGAAAAGUGCUUUUAAAUUUCUAAGCUUGUUUCUGUUGUUCAAACAAAUUAUAAAUCACAAGAAGUCUAUAACCGUGCACUGCAGCACCUCGAUUUCAAGGUACAGGCUUUUGACGUGUAGUACUUAGUUAAUUUUUUACGGUCUAGAAAGAUAGGUAUAUAAUCGAGGCUGCACCUUUUACAACAGUUUAUGAUAUUCUCCCAGGGUUUUUUUUGACUAUGUAAACCCAUAGCUAGCUAAUUUUUUAUAAACUUCUUUGCUAAGGAAAAUAAGAAAAAUCGAGUUGAUCCUUUUUUGAAGGCGCGCGCGUGACUUACUGUACUUUGUUGUUUAAAGCAGAAGACAGGUUAUCUAAGAGAGACAUGCGUGGAGACACUUUUGCUGCUCAUUAAAAGCUUUUAUUUGAAACAAAAUUGCUAUAAAGCUCGCGUGUUGAUCGUAAACACUGGCUCAAAAACAAACAAAAACAAUUGUUUUAGUGUGAAAAAGUAAAUAGUGGGUUCUAGAAAGUUAUGAUAAGGAUAGAGGUUGUCAAGUCCUUUCUCGCUAUUCAUCAAUUUACUGUGAAAUUCGAACACUGUUUCUCGACUUAUGACCGCACAAAUAAAAGAAGAAUAAAUAAUAGAAAAAUAUCUGACACUUAAGCAUGGAAGAAAUGAUCAUAACAAAACAAUAUUCUUUGAGAAGAACAAAACGGAGUGUGAUGAAUAAGCUGAAGUUACUGGUUCUUAUCUACAGAACUGGCUUUACUCCCAUUCAUUUGAACAACUGAUAUUAUUUUACGCUAACAAAGGGUAAUGUGUUUUUUCUAGAAUGUUUACGUGGCUCCUUCCGAAAUAGAAGGAGUUUAAAAUGACACGUUUUGGAAGAAACACUUUUAAUGCAUUGCUGCCGUCCGGCCUGUUGUGUCAGUUUACUAGGAUUAAUUUCAAGUGUUAAUACUCCGAGCCACUAAAAGCUAUUUAAUAAUUUUCGUUUUCUUUUACACUUAAGCAGUUUAGUAAAAUACAGAAAACCUUUGCCAAAAAAAUAAAGAAAUGCUUAAGAAUAGAAGCAAUUCAUGUUUUAUUACUGCGCAUGUGCAAAGACAAAAAAAAAUCGUGUUUUGAUUUUUUUUAAGUUAAUCUUUUUUAUGUCAAAUGCGGCCCAUUUAAAUCCUUCCAGCGAGCAGUCACGAACGAUAAAAGAUCACGUCAGUUUUAUUAAUUUAUUUUGAAUUGUCGGGCCCUCCGUAAAGCUGAGAAAAUAUAGAAACUAACUAUAAUCUCUUAGAUCGAACCGCGCAGAAAAAUCCCAUACAAUUUGUCAAUCAAUUUCGCAGAAAACAGAUUCAAAAGAUAAUUUAUUUUAAUUGAAAAAUCCAGGAUGUACGUCACUCAGUUUUCUGGAGUUAUCUGUUUUCCUGAUGUAUGCAAUUAGUUUGUUCAACAUUAUUCAAUUUGAUUUUACGUUCACUUAUAAAUAGGUUAUGUGGCGCUGUAAUUAUAAUAAUCAGGGCGCCCCAUACCUCUUUGCAGAAACAUCGGUGCCCAUUUCACGCAUCACGAAUGUUCUUUAACGUUCACGCAUCACGAAUCACGAAUACAUUAAAAGGAAUGAUGCGACCCUUAACAUUACAUUUCACGUUAAAGUAUCUGGAAACCUGAAUUAUAGCGAUGCAGUGAUUACAAAAGGUGUUAGGAAGACCCUUCCUUGAUAAUUACAGAGCCAAUUAUAGGUAAGACUAAGUAACCAUGGGAUAUUUUCAACACCUAACUAAGGCCCCGGUUUAAGAAAUCAUUCGGGACCUCCAUAGAUCUCUUCCUAAGUGGGUUACUUUAAGGAGAUGAUUGCUUUCCUAGUCUACACUCACAUACCCGCUAACAGAGGCCUCUUUUCCUGCUUUUGUGAACUGAACUGUUCACCGCGAUAACAAUGAUUAGAUAAUAGCGUUUGGCAGAAUGAAUAUAUGGCAUAAAACGCGGUUUUGUUUAACAGUAGCUAAACUUGAUUGUUCCUAGUAGGAAUUGAACCGAAAUUAGUGAAUUAACGUACCGUAUACGUACGUUAUAUACCCGUACGUUAUACCGCUGACUCGAGUCAAAGUGUUUCCAUCCGAUAUCCAGAGACCGAAGAAGUUGGUUGCAAAACCCAUUUUUUGAACUUCGGCUUUGAACUUUUUUGACAUUCUAGAGCUUGGCAAAUGAACAAGAAUUCUUGAAAAUUCCUAGCUAAAGAUCGCAAACCUUUUAUGGUAAUUUGGCAAAUUAGUAUCCGAUUGCAAUCGAUUUUCAUUCGAUGGCAGUCUGAUUCGAUGGUGAUAUCUUUGUUUUCUUCAAACCGAUUACGUAAAUCAAUGAGUUUGGGAAUUAUUUUUACGUUCACUUAAAAGGAGGAAUCGAACUGGCAAAAUAAAGGGAGUGUUGCAAAUGGGAUUGAUUACCAUUAAAGUGUUUUGUGUGGGUUUCCUGUUUUUUAAUACUUGUAGAUAGCUCCUCAUUAAAGGUUUUCGAGGCAUUCGCUGGUUUUAAUCGGAAUAAUCUCGCAAAUGGUCCAACGUUUUUCUAAACAUUUUUGUGACGCCUUUUCAGUAUUCUAAUCUGACCGAUUAUGGGAAACAACCAAUCACAGAGCGCAUAGUAUUCCACGAGUACACUAUAUACACUGCAUAUACAAGCGGCAACAUGGAAUCUAUUUGCAAAAUGGUUAGGAAAACUUGUUUGCAGUCCUGCCAGGGCCCAUCAAGCUAUAGGCUUCAUUAAACUUUGAUCUAAGACUCGGAGUACGUGUUACGAGGGUGUUUUUCAAGUGUGUUGUUUUUAGAAGGUGAAAGGAUAUUUCAUGAUCGAUGAGAGUCAGUUCAGUUGAAAAGCACUCUCCAAAUUGUGAAGGAUGUAGAUGCCAAGGGUUUUAUUUAUACUCUUUUAUUCUACUUUUAGAACUGAAAACGUUUUCUUGAAAACUUGUUAUCUAUUGCUCUGUUAUAAACCCUUAGAGGAAACGAAAAACAUGAAAAUGGACUGAUCCGGUUUCUGCGAUCUUUUAAGAUAAGGAAGGUAAAACAUUUUUAUACAUACUAUAACUAAGUCACGCAAACGGUUUUCUCCGACAAAGAGUCUCCAAGGAGAAUGGAAGCAAUCUUGAAAGCAUCGAUUGCACUGAGGCGUCGCGCCGACCAAUGUUUGUUUGCUUCUGCACUCUUAGAUUGCUUCUUUCUAGUCACAAGAAUAAGAUAAGGAAAACAGAACUUGAAGAAAAGUUUACUGAUACAUUAAAUGUCAUCGAAGUGGUCAGUGUUGUUGAGACGUAUCAAAGUGACCAAAACAACAUAACGUUUAAACGUUACUCACAACGGUACUGGAACAAACUUCGCUUUGCAGUAGAGAUUACAGGUAACUCAAUACGGAUUACACUGUAAGAGACUAAUAUUCGGCACGGAAAACAGUUCAGUACCGUAUAUUGGUGUGUGGGAAGUUUCCAAUUUUUGAACCGGGUGGAAAAUCUGUUUCGGUAAUAGUGGACAAGAGACAAUGAACUAGACAAUAACGUUUUUUGAUUAAACUUUAGAGACGUUAUAAAAGGUCUCAAAAGAUACUGAACAAGGGUUUUGCUUCGAUAUAUCAGAACGACUCUGUUAAAAAUUUAACCUUUUUUCCCUGUUUUUGAACAAAAGUGAUUACCGGUCAUUCGAUCCGGAUUAAAAGUCCAACAACGCACGGAUAUAAGUACAUAACCGUAAAAUUAUGUGGAAAGUUUUUUUUAUCAGGAGGGUUUGACUUUAUCAUGUCAAUUUUUUUUUUUUAGAAAAUAACCCAUAGUCGGUAAGUACUUUAACAUGCACUAACAGGUAUACGAAGAUCCACCGCUAGGAAAAAAAAAAGAAAAAAAGCUGUUCUACUCGAGGUCAGAACAAAGGUUAAUGAACUUAAUAACUAUUUUCUCUAAACCAUCCCGGAUAAAAAAGCAAAAAUCGCUGCCGAAUUUCACAGUUUGUCAGCUUUUACUGUACUGCUCACGUUGUAAAAAAAAAAUCUGUUUAUUGCCGUGGACAAAGAGAAACGCUUUCCUUGCCUCCAGCUCGAAACAAGUGGACCGAGAAGGAGUACACAUGUAGGCUUCAAGGAGUAAGUCUGGGACCAAACACAGAUUUUGCUGCACCCGGUUUAAUGCUCAAUUCUAGUCUUCUAAGAACAUGUCUGAGGUAUACCGGGUCAACUACAUAGACAAGACAAGUAUAACUAGUUGUGAUGUUGUCUCGGCCGUUUUUUCUACCGAGGUCCUUUUUGUGGCCUUUCGCCUCAACACACAAGUCAAACCGGAAAUCAAACGGAAAAAAAAUCAAAAGAAACCGGAGAAGAGGGGUUCAUACGCGAUAUCAUAUCUUGCUCGACAUUUGCAAUAUUUUAAAACUGUCGGCGAACCGACCGCGCUGGAGAUAAAUAAAGAGUACAAAUUCGGUGGACAACUUUUUGUAUAACGGUGUUUCAUGACCAUUUCGUUGAAAAAUCAAAGACCCCGGCUAUUGAUAGUUUGUGGAACUAAUGGCCAUUAUCGAAAAAUUCAUGCCAGUUCAUAUAUUUUAAGAUCUAAUUUUAGUAUGGUAUCCAAGCCGUUUUGAUUUUGACAGAUAACACGUCCACAUCUUAACGCACUCUUAAUCUGUAGCUUAAAAUAAUAAACACGCAGAAGUCUCUGUCCUUCAGCAUAAAAUAUGGCCAUAUGUUUUGGCUUGACUGCUCCCAACUUAAUUUAUAAUCAGUGACGAGUCAGUAACAUCACAAGUGUGUCAUGUACGAAGUGAAAGAUGGAACAGCUAGGAAAAGUGAAGAAUAUAUACACAAAGCAAACUGUAAGUGAAAACAUUAAUUUGUGAUGAACGACUUAUUAAACGUUAUUAUGUAACUUAUUAUGUAAGAUACAAAGGCCACUGAUCGAUCUCUACUGGUGAUUUGAACCGAAAAAAAAAAGAAAGAAAAAAAAAGCCUUCCACAUGACAUUCACCGUUAUUUCUUUUCAACACAUAAAAGCUGUUUCAUGGCGAAAAGCCUCCAUUCAAUUUUUCCAAUACUCCUAGAACGUUCAGUUAAUCCCACCGCCCCUUUUAUACGGGCCUCUUAAUUACACCAGCCGAAUGAAAGGAAGAUCUACAUGCUAUCAGUUUCAACUAGCUGCUUUGCAUAAGUGAUAACCAAGUCAGUAUUAUAUAUUUUCCGUGGAAUUCAGUGUAGUUUAACAAAGUCUGUUAGCAGUAUCCAGUCAGACCUGCUAAGGCUACAAGCCUCAAAUGUUAUUUUUACAGUUUUACUCUGGAUCAGCGUCAGUACUAGGUAUACGUGUCCAAGGGGUGUGUUUGAAUUGUGAUGUUCAUUUGAUGUUGUUUUCGCACGGUCAAAGUAACAUUUCACAACCUAACUUUCUUCAAAUGAAAUGUGUAAAGUGAAGCAUUUUAUUUCUGUUCACUUGUAAAAAGUCUGAGUUUUGAGGGCUGGGCAACUUUCCUUUCAAGGCAAACAAUUAAACAAACGUAAAUAAGACGAAUGUUGCUGUAAUAUGAGGGUCAUUCCACGAGGUAAAUAACUCUUGUCUAUCUCUUGAGUCAAGGCAUACUUCUAUGACUAAUGACGUGGACAAUAAUAGCUAAUAAUUUAAUGCCAUUAUAAAGACAAAAUUCUACUGAUUCUUUCAACAUAGGUUUUUGUAUGAGUUCAUUAUUUAGCUAUUUUAUUCCUUACUUUUUACCUUACAUUCAAGCAUUCGCGCGCUUUUCAUAAUUCGUUAAAAGCUGCCGUCUAGUAUCCGCACGUUUAUCAAUUUUUUUAAAGAUGUUAUCUAUCUUGUAUCCGGGUUGAAGUGCUGAUUGUACAUUAAUGAACGGUCGAUCGAGUUCAAACCUUUGGGCCACGACUUCCUCUUUUGACUACUUGGCGUGCAAGAGUCCACGCCUAUUUCAUUUGAAAACACUGAAUUUUGUUGCAGAUACUAUGCUUAGUUCGGACCUAUUCACAUCGUGUUUUCAUUUAAAAUGUGUAUCUACUUUUCGUGCCGAAACUGGUUCUGCCCGCUAGGCUUUGUCCUUUAACGGCUUCCUUGACAUCUCGGCGGAAACCCGCGCGCAGAAACGCACGUACUAAACAGUUACCUUUAGUUAUCUUUCCUUGCUUUCGUUUGAUUUCUCAAAUUGCUGAAUGUUCAACUGUUUUCCUUUUGAUUUUGCGCAAGCAGACGCUUCGGUUAUUACAUGUAGCACCUUGUUAGAUCAUUAUUUACUAAUAUCAAGAGUUAAUGGGUUUUGCCUUUCGCCGUGUGUGGUUUACUGUUUUCAAGGAUCUCUUGCCGCGAUGUCUAGGAAAGCUGCACUGACCAUCAUCGGCAAAACAACAAGAAGAAUAACCACUGUAUUUUACCACAGAGACCACAAAAAGUAGUCACAUUUUAAAAAGAUGAAUAACAUGGGUACUACAUAACCUUAUGGGGAAAACAUUUGUCGGGCGACUGGUACAAAUGUCCUCACACAGUUGUUUAACUCGUCUUAUCCCUCUUCUUAACUUGGGCUGACACGUACCCAGGUGCUUCUUAGGAUUUUCGACGGUAGUCGCAGCCAGAGAAUCAUGGGAAAGCUUCAAAAACGCAAAGGCACAAGGGAAGGCUCCUGUUUUUUGUCCUUCCCGUGACCCCUUGCUACCAGCGUUGUAUCUUGCUCUUACACCACUAUAAACGUCUGAACAACAUGAGAGGUACAGUGGAACCUCGAUUUACCGAACCUUUAUAUAACGAAGUCCUCGGUAUAACGAACGAUUUUCUUUACCCCAGUAAUAGUAAAAUAUAUGAAAAAGGACCUCGAUAUAACGAAACCUUGUUAUAGCGAUCAUACUUGCCAGUCCCUUGGCCCUUCGUUAUUUCGAGGUUCCACUGUAUAUUUUCGACCCGGCGCUUAUUCGGGGCCCUGGGUUUAAUCAAGAAAAUGCGGUACAGUAAAAACCCGCGAGUAAGAAACUGACAAUUAAGAACCUGUUAGCCUAAAAUUUGCCAUUUAUACCCGCCAUAAACAAGAACCUGUUUAGCCUAGAACAUGAAAAACAGGUUCUUAUUUUUUAAAAUCAUAUUAGUGAAAUGCAGCUGUAAAGCUGUGCAAGAAUCCUGUUUGGAGAAAUGGCAUUGCCGUGCAAAUAAGUGCGAAUUUAUUGAUGUAAUAAAAAAUAAAGUGCAAGAGGUUAAUAUUGUUGUAUUGUAGCAAUAAAUCAGCAUAUUAUGCAGUCUAUUUAAGAACCUAAAUAGCCUCAAAUUGUAAAUAUAUAAAACUGUUCUAGUGAGACCUUAAACUGCUGUUUAAAAAGUAAAAACUAAAAUCCAAGCUUUCGCCGAUCCACGGCAUCAUCAGGGAUGAUGGCGUUGAUCGGCGAAAGCUUGGAUUUUAGUUUUUACUUUUAAACAGCAGUUUAAGGCCUCACUAGAACAGUUUUAUAUAUAUUUUUAUGUUCCGUUUAACAUUAUGAUGAAAAAAAAUAAUAAUUAAUAAUAAAAAAUAAAAAUUAUGAUUGAAAAAACGCAAAUUGUAGGAGCAAACGCAGAAAAUUCGAUCUCAAAGCUGCUUUAAACGCAAAACAUUUAAUUAAAGACUCAGUUUUACAGACAAAUGGUCUCUAAGCAACACAAGAGAGAAUAAUAAAUAGAUAAAUAAAUUAUUCUCUCUUGGUAACAAAGGCAUUAAUUUUUCUCGUUCCCAUUGUUCAAACCAGUAUUAUCAAGGCAAAGAUCAACAAGUCCUUAAACAAAGAGAGAUUGAAAUGCUUCGUAUUACAGCUAACUACUGCUGACCUGAGUGAACCAUGAAUUUGAUCAGCAUAUAAAAUUCAAUUAUUUACUGAAAAUUUCUUCUACUCAGUUUAUUCGCUAUAUAGCUUGUAGCUUCCAUACAAGUGUGUCUAUUAUCUUUUCAAUGCAUUAUGUACAGCCGGAUUAGAAGGUUCGUUAAUUGUUUUAUAAUAUAAGCCUUCGCUAAUUAACAAAAUCUUUUCAAGGAAGAUUAUGUGUCUUAACUGUUUUUUUUUUGUGACCAAUUCUCAAGAGUAUAAGAGAUCAGUAUCUCUGCAUUAGAUAUAAAUCAAUAUUUUCAUAAAUUAUACAUUGUCCUUGAUCCAACUGUAUUUUUUCUUGUAGGUGAAAACAAACAUCUCAUGGCUGGGAUUUGAGGUUUAAAGCAAGAUUUCACAAUUUUUAAAAGAAAUGAGCAAUAAUUCAACCUUGGUUUUGCCGCCUAGUACAUCAUCGUCAAGCGUUGCUUCGACUUUGCCGCACGACGGGGUAGAAAUAAUUGUUUCUACUGUAGUUUAUGUAUUGUUAGCGUUGCUAAUAAUUCUGGGCAACAUGCUCGUUAUCAUAGCCGUCAGCUCAUACCAAAGACUGAGAACUAUCAACAACACAUUCCUAGUUGGACUGGCCGUAUCUGACCUCUUAGUCGGCUUGAUGUCGAUCCCAUUAUGGAUUUAUUUCUCGUACUGCCAGCAGUAUCGAACCUGCGGAUAUAGCACAGAGAUGCUGACGUUCUAUUCCACGGUAGACAUAUUCACAGGCUCUGCUUCGGUUUUGCAACUCACAGCUAUCAGCAUUGAGCGCUAUUUGGCCAUUACUCGCCCUCUCAACCACCGCUCUUAUUCUAUGUGGAUCUAUUACGCCAUGAUAACAGCAGCGUGGGUCUUUGCAUUCAUGAUAGCUGGUCUGUAUCCCGUGCAGCAUAACAAGUGGCAGAAACCCUACAGUGUCAUCCUUGUCACAACGUGCUUUGUCAUCCCCGCUUUGGUGAUACUGACCGUCUAUGCGAUCAUCUUCCAGACAGCGAGAGGAACUCAGCGCGCAAGGGUCCAUCCAGAAGAAGCAGCCAAUUGCAACAGACGUGCUCAAAAUGAGACAAAGAUAGCGGCAACUAUUGCCGUCAUUACGGGAUUGUUCAUCAUUGCAUGGCUCCCUUUCUUCGUUGUCAAUUUAGUUGCGGAGUUUUGUCUACCCUGCUUGCCUCCUUACCCUGAUAUUCUAAGACUGAUUCGAUUUGUAAAGUGGAUGCACUAUUCAAACAGUAUGGUAAACCCGCUGGUUUACGCUUAUCGAAAUACAGAAAUGCGAAAGACCUUUAAGAAGAUUCUACUGUCUUGCUUUUGUUGUAAUCGAAGUGGCAAUAACGGUUUUGUUACGUCGGUGAGGACGGGAAGACAAAGUCGACAUGUAAAUCUCCCCGAACCUUCAAGGAACCGCAACAGACGAUUAAACAAUGAUAGUAUUCGGUCCCAAAGAAGUUCAUCCAAGUCGGGGAAAGGGUUGAAAUACAGCCACGAUUCUCUUCGAAACGGUCCUUUUUUGGUCACACCUCAGCCACGGGGACAUUUGUCACUUUAA
Porites evermanni is the source of this 14139-nucleotide messenger RNA. The record is from the annotation of a GenBank genome assembly. NCBI's taxonomy places the organism in Eukaryota, Metazoa, Cnidaria, Anthozoa, Scleractinia, Poritidae.